Messenger RNA from Malania oleifera, 2295 nucleotides. RefSeq lists its product as uncharacterized. The record is from RefSeq and is a predicted model, not a curated record. The transcript has 3 exons. Bases 509 to 2035 code for a protein of 508 amino acids. NCBI's taxonomy places the organism in Eukaryota, Viridiplantae, Streptophyta, Magnoliopsida, Santalales, Ximeniaceae. Gene Ontology annotation, molecular function: zinc ion binding; nucleic acid binding.
GAAAUUAGAUAAAUUAAUUUAAAAAUAAUUUUAUAUGAAAAUUGCAGGAAACAUGCAAACCCUUGCCCGUUACCCAAACAUUAUUGCGUGUGGCGGCAAGAGCAAACUGCUGGUGAGUAUUGAUUGAAAUUACCAAAAUGCAGCUGUCCAAUGAAAACGUUUGGCUAUGCAUGCUCCAUUGGACUGAGGGUUUUAUCGUCAUUUCACAAUUUUAAUUGCAGCGACCAUCUGGAUUUCUCCUUCGAAAUUACGGAGGAACCUGCUCACUUGCCAUAAGUGACACUUCCAGCUUCAGCUCUUCCUCUGCUCCGUUCAGUUUUCCCUCCCACAAUCUCUCGCUCUUUCUCUGAUCUCUUCUCUCUCUCAAAUCUCUGCAAAACCCUGACGGUCGCAGAAGAUUUUUUUGUAUUUCACUUGUUCUCUCUCUCUCUCUCUCUCUCUCGUUGGGUCCCCAAAUCCCUAUUUUAUAGUGGGCUUCGCUCGAAUAUUGCCUUUGUCUCAUUCUGCCAUGGACUUCAAAUGCCGUGUGGGCGAAGAAGGAGCUUCGAGCUACAUUCCUCCUCGCUCUUCGAACGGCACCUUCUUUAUCUCCCAGCCUCCAUUACGCGCUUCAAUCCCGCGCACAACCACCGGCGUCGAAAGCAACGGUUAUGAUGUGAACGAGUUAAUCCGUAGAGAGGCUGAGAAGAAGAUGAUUAGGAAGGAGAUUAUUGCCGCGGAGAUUUUAAGGCGGCUAGAGCUCGAAGCGGAGGUCCGGAGGGAACUCCAAAUCGAGAGAGACGCUGGAAUGAUCAACGGAGAAGGGAUUUAUCUAACGCCGUCUGACAUGCAGGUGCCGCGGAUGUCUUUGAUGACCGGUGGGGGAUCUGGUGCCAUGCCAUUCCAGCGGCAGCCGGAGAGAUUUAUGGCGUUGAGGCGGCCGGAAGUUGGAUGUCCAAAACAAUUGCCGUUUCAGCGCCACACUGAGGCGGGUAAGCCGGCUAUUGAGCCGCUGCCUGAACGGAAGACUGGACAAGUCUUGUUUCUGGGUAAGCCCACAAACUCAAAUCUUGCUGGGGUAAAGAGGAAAGCAGAAACAAUGGCAAUAUCAAGGGCUGAUGGUGUUCAUUCAGUAAACCCAAGUAAAAAGUCACAGAAGGAAUGGAGCUGUGCUAUCUGUCGAGUCAGUGCCACAUCUGAGCGAGGUCUGAAUGAUCAUCUUCAAGGAAGGAAACACAAGGCUAAGGAGGCAUUGCUGAGAAGCAAUAAGAUGGAACACACGGAUGGCUCUAAUCUGUUGCCAAAGAAAGCUGAGAAGUCCAUUGAACAUGCAGUGACUGCCAUCAUGCCUAUUGAAGGAAACAGUCAAGCUGUUAAUGAGUUCAAGAUAAAGCCUAUUGAACAAAGGAGUCAAGAUGUUAAUGAGGUCGAGAUAAAGCCUAUUGAAGGACACAUUCGAAAUGUUAAUGAGGUCUUGAAAAAUGACAAAGCCAUGGCACGGGGAAUGCAGAUUACUGAGUUGGAGGAAAAUGGCAGAUACCUGGCAGAUGAAAAGCAAGAAACAGUGGAUCCAAAGAUGCAGAAACCUAAGUAUUGGUGCCUAAUGUGUAAAGUGGGAGCGAACAGCGAAGCACAAAUGGAUAUUCACCAGACGGGAAGGAAGCACAUGGCUAGGCUGCUGGAAAAUGGUGGGGCUGUUAUUACUAUAAACAGUAUGCCUGAGUGUGUUCAGGAAGCUGAAGAGGCAGCUAUGAAAGAGGGAGUGGAGGUUAAUGCUGAUGUAACUGCAGAAUUUUCAAUGACAGAGGGAAAGGGGGAUUCAUUUGAGGAUGCUGUUAAGGCCAAUGAAACAACUGCAGUAAAGGGUGAGGAGGUUUCACCAGAUAAUGGCGAGGCUAGGGAAAUAACAGUCAAAAGGGGAAGUGAUGAUUCACUAGGCAAUGCUGAAGAGGCCGAGGAAACUGCAAUCAACAUGCUAAAAGAAUAUUUGUUGGGUUGUGCUGAUGUAGAAAUUGACGGAGUGGGUAACUUGGAAGACCAAAAUGCAAGACUCUGAACAAUUGAAUCGAUGGUUGAUCCAUGAUUUAGUCAAUUGGAGGCCCUCUUCCUCUUAUGGAAUAGGUGGUUAGUCAUAAUCUCGGACUCCUUAUGGUACUUUGCUAAGAGCUAAAUUAAUGACACAUUCUUCUAUUGUUUCAAGUUAUUUGUGUUUGGUUCUGGUUUUGUUCAGACCAUACUGUGCAAAACCCUGCUGCUAAUAGUUGAUAGUGAUCAAAAGCUUCUUUCUUGGAUUAAUUCAGUAUUAUGAUUUCUCUG